AUGGAACGGUUCAUCCAAACAAAGGACAACAGCCAGUCACUCUGGCAAAAAGAGUGGGAGAUGGCUUUGAUGCGGCUUUUUACCAUCGGCGGGAUUCCGUUCGAACUCCUCGAGUGUCCAUCUUUCUGUGAAUCUUUCCGUAAACUCAUCUCAAUAGCCCACUCUGCCCCAAGCCCUCCGCCCAUUCCUUCUGCGGAAAAGCUCCGACACAUGCUGUAUGCUCUUCUUGAAAAGUGGCAGCAGGAAGCACUAAGGAUGCUACCAGAGCAUGCAAACAUUCUUGUUUCUUUGGAUGAGAUUUCGGAAGAUGGUGACGCUAUGAUCAGUCAGCUACACCAACUAUACCAGCUCGGGUGCGGAGACCUGUAG
Penicillium salamii is the source of this 369-nucleotide messenger RNA. Lineage: Eukaryota; Fungi; Ascomycota; Eurotiomycetes; Eurotiales; Aspergillaceae. The record is from the annotation of a GenBank genome assembly.